Dentiscutata erythropus is the source of this 168-nucleotide messenger RNA. Lineage: Eukaryota; Fungi; Glomeromycota; Glomeromycetes; Diversisporales; Gigasporaceae. The record is from the annotation of a GenBank genome assembly.
GUGCUACCUCUUACUUCUAAAUCUGGUUCAAACUUGGCAACCCAAAUCUCUUUCUCACAAAACGAAUUUCAAGAGGGGGUCAAAAACCAAGUGGUUGUUCAAGAUCCAGAAGCUGGCCCAGGCCCAGUAACCCAAAUCUAUAGAGAGGAGCAAACUAUUAUUCAAAAG